This is a messenger RNA of Saitoella complicata NRRL Y-17804, 1686 nucleotides long. RefSeq names its product isocitrate lyase. Gene Ontology annotation, cellular component: mitochondrial matrix. The record is from RefSeq and is a predicted model, not a curated record. Bases 1 to 1686 code for a protein of 561 amino acids. Gene Ontology annotation, molecular function: methylisocitrate lyase activity; isocitrate lyase activity. Lineage: Eukaryota; Fungi; Ascomycota; Saitoellomycetes; Saitoellales; Saitoellaceae. The transcript has a single exon.
AUGUCCUCCUCCUCCACGCCCCCCUCAUUCGUCCCCAAACCCCUCGAGGCAGGCCAAGACCCCCCAUCCUACAUCUCCUCCGCGACAAAAGACUUGACCUCCUUCUUCACCUCCCCCCGCUUCGAGCGUCUCCAACGCCCAUACUCCCCCCUCUCCGUCCUCUCAGCCCGUGGUUCAGUCCCGCAGACAGUAGCGCACACAACCCACUCCGCAACCCUCCUCUGGGAAAUCCUCAACCGCAACUUCGCCGCCGGAAAAGCGACACUAACAAUGGGCGCCAUCGACCCCGUCCAACAAUCCCAGAUGAUCCGCGAAGGGCUUGAAGUCGUUUAUGUCAGUGGUUGGGCGACGUCGAGUACCUUCGUCAGGGACGGAGCGGAGGUUGGUCCAGAUUUGGGGGAUUAUCCGUAUACGAGUGUUCCAGCCCAAGUGGAACGCAUGCGAAAAGCCCAAGCCGUCCAGGAUCGGAGGGAGUGGGACGAAGUCAUCGCCGCGCACGAAGAAGGCAAAGUAAAGAACGAUUUCAAAUCUUACAUCCGUCCUAUCAUUGCAGACGGAGAUCACGGACACGGAGGAUUAGGAAGCGUGAUGAAGUUGACGAAAUUAUUCGCCGAAGCGGGUGCCUCUGCAGUUCAUUUCGAGGAUCAGCUACACGGUGGUAAGAAAUGCGGGCAUCAAGCCGGGAAAGUACUCGUUGCUACCUCGACACAUAUCUCGCGUCUCAUCGCUGCACGAUUCCAAUGGGACGUGAUGUCCUGUCCCGCGAUCCUCAUCGCGCGUACGGAUUCUGAGAGCGCUAAACUCAUUGAUUCCGACGUCGACCCAGCGGACCAUGAGUUCAUUCUCGGUGUGGUACCCCCCACGAACGAUCCCGAGUUCCGACCUCUCGCUGAGACCCUCCUCAGCGCCGAACGCUCAGGUGCCUCCGGAGCCCAAAUCGAUAAGUUGGAGCGUGAAUGGACGGAGAAAUUUCCCCUCCUUACCCUCGACCGCGCCAUCGCCGAUGCGCUCACCGCGGCAGGAUGGUCCGCGGAGAAGAUCGAGCGUGAGUAUACGGCCAAGACGCGGGAUAUGUCAAACCCCUCCAAACACUUGUACGCAACCCAGACCUUGGGCAUCGACGUCAAGUGGGACUCCCUCGCCCCACGUACCCGCGAAGGAUACUUCCACUUCCAGGGUGGAUUAUCCGCAGCCAUCAAACGCGCCAACGCAUUCGCAAAAUACGCCGAUCUCCUCUGGGUCGAGACAAAAACGCCCGACGUCCAAGUUGCUCGGCAAAUUUCCACGGGCGUCCGUGGUCCCAAUGGCGAGAAAAAGAUGAUGGUCUAUAACCUCUCCCCCUCCUUCGACUGGACAAAACACGGCUUCACAACCGAAUCCCUCAAAUCCUUCACGACUGAACUCGGUCAAUUGGGGUUCGUUCUCCAGCUCAUCUCGCUCGCGGGUCUUCAUCUCUCCGCCGCUUCGUCUUGCGAAUUCGUCCGCUCGUAUCUCACGUCGGGGAUGGAAGCCUAUGUUCGCCUAGUCCAGAAAAAGGAGAAAGAGUUGGGGACGGAUGUGUUGACGCAUCAGAGGUGGAGUGGGGCGAGGGUUGUGGAUCGUGUGUUGGGUGCUGUUGCGAGUGGGAAUAGUGGGGUUAGUGCGAUGGGGGAGGGGAGUACUGAGGCGAGUUUUCAUGAGAAGUAG